Emiliania huxleyi CCMP1516 is the source of this 1653-nucleotide messenger RNA. RefSeq lists its product as hypothetical. The coding region runs from base 1 to 1653 and encodes 550 amino acids. The transcript has 3 exons. The record is from RefSeq and is a predicted model, not a curated record. Lineage: Eukaryota; Haptophyta; Isochrysidales; Noelaerhabdaceae.
AUGCUCGCCCUCUCCAGCACGGCAGCGCUCUCCUUCGCCGGCCCCGGCCUCGCGGGCGUCUCGUCGCGGGCGGGCGGCGCGGCGAUGGUGGCCAAGUCCAAGGCCAUCCCCUUCCUCGACGCGUACGACGCGCCGGCACUGACUCAUACAUUGGAGUGUCAUCGCCUGCCGGACGCACGACGCAUGACCUCCGGCACGACGAUGGCCACCCCGCGCGCCGACGUCGACGACAUCAACGUCGACGUCGAGCAGUCCGCCUCCGCCGGCAAGCCGGCCAAGAAGCGCACCAACCCGCUCGCGACGAUCUCCAACCUCCGCCACAUCCUCAGCGUCCACAAGGCGGCGGGAGCCGUGGGCGGGGCCGUGGGCGGGGCUGUCGACACCGCCGGCGCCGCCUCGCGCGAGACGGCGCUGCUCGCGGGCCGCACGUUGCUGAUGCUGCUCAACAACCCGAUCACCGGCCCGGCCACCAUGCGCAUGCUGCGCGAGGGCCCCGACACCGCCACCGCGCUCCUCGACCUGCUGCUGGUGCCCGUGCUGCCGACGGUGCGCAUGCUCGUGGGCAAAGAGCUGAUCGAGAUGUCCCAGCCUGGCGCGGCCGUCCCCGUCAACAGCGUCAUCACCUUCGCCUUUGCGCGCCGCCUCAAUGUCGAGCCCGGCGACCUGCGCGCGGGCAAGGUCGUCCCGGAGCUGAGCCUGCGCCUCUCGCCCCUCGCGGCGGGGCUCGGCGGGAUGGUCAAGAUGGUUGGACAGAGCGGCGCCGCCGUCGGCUCCACGGCCGCGUCCGCCGUGCCCGGCAAGAAGACGAGGAAGGCGAAGGCCGACGACGCGCAGGGCUCGGUGGCGGCGCUCAAGGAGCUGCGCGACGCGGGCAUCAUCUCGGGGCGAGAGUACGAGCGGAAGAAGGCCAAGGCGCUGGGGACGAACGCGGAGAAGGCGUACGAGGACGGCUUCGCCGCCGGGCGCGCGGCCGCUCGGGCGGAGCGCGGCCCCUUUGCCGCCUGCCUUCCCAAGGCGCAGACGGCGGCUGAGGCGGCCGAGGCCAAGGCGGCGGCGGAGGCCAAGGCGGCGGCGGAGGCCAAGGCCAGGGAGGAGUGGCCGGUGGAGUACCGCGACAUCAAGGAGCAGAUCAUCAAGAUGACGCCCACGCUCAAGUUCUCGCUCUCGCUCGGUCAGCUCGACGCCUAUGUCGGCGCGACCGGCUGGCUCGGGUCGCUGCUCUCGGGCUCGACGCAGCCGUCCGAGGCGGCGCUCGCGCGGCUGCGGCUCGAGCGCGUGUCGGUCGAGGCGCGGGUGCGCAUCUUCUGGCACCCGCGCGCGCAGAAGGCCAAGGUCGUGAUGCUGAGCGAGCCGCCGCCCAAGGUGGUUGAGCUGUCGCACGAGCUGACAGUCUUGCGGUCGUGCGCGGUGCCGCCCGAGCUCAACCAGCGGCUGCUCGAGCUGGUGCUGCCAAAGCUGGCGGGCAAGUUCUUCGACAUCGACCUGAAGCCGCCCCGCGGCGAGGACGCCGCGCCGGACAGCGGCGACGAGGCUGCGGGCAGGGCGGGCAAGAAGAAGACGAAGAAGAGCUCCUCCGGGAUGGGGAAGAGGAGCCCGCGGGGGGAGGGGGAGUCCGAGGCCAAGGCGGACGACGAGGCCGCGGACGACGAGUGA